Messenger RNA from Notechis scutatus (mainland tiger snake), 1184 nucleotides. NCBI's taxonomy places the organism in Eukaryota, Metazoa, Chordata, Lepidosauria, Squamata, Elapidae. The record is from RefSeq and is a predicted model, not a curated record.
GCAGCGGCGGCCGAUGGCGGAGGCGGCUGCAACCGGGCGGGCGCCCCGCUUCUUCCAGCGGCUGCCCAAAGUGGAGCUCCACGCCCACUUAAACGGCUCCAUCAGCGCUGACACCAUGAAGAAGCUGAUGGCGCAGAAACCCCACCUUCAAAUCGCAGAGGAAAUGGUUGUGAUUGACAAGGGGACAAAAAGGACUCUGGAAGAAUGUUUCCAGAUGUUCGACCUCAUACACCAGAUGACCAGCAGACCUGAAGAUAUAUUAAUGGUAACCAAAGAUGUUAUUCGGGAAUUUGCCGCCGAUGGAGUCAAAUAUCUCGAAUUAAGGAGCACACCCAGGGAAGAGAAAAGCUCAGGCAUGACCAAGCGAACGUACGUGGAAGCUGUCCUUGAGGGCAUCAAGCAGUGUCAGGAAGAGGGAUUGGAUAUAGAUGUAAGAUUUCUCGUAUCUGUGGACAGAAGCAAGGGGCCAGUGACUGCCAAGGAAACCGUCAAGCUGGCGGGAGACUUUCUGCUGUCCACCGAUGGUGUGGUCCUUGGUCUGGACCUCAGCGGAAAUCCGAAAGCGGGGCAUGGCCAGGACUUCUUGGAGCCUCUUCUGGAAGCCAAGAAAGCUGGUUUGAAGUUGACGUUGCAUCUUUCAGAGAUCCCAAAACAGGAGGAGGAAACCCGGCUGCUUCUGGGUCUUUGCCCAGACCGCAUCGGACACGGGACGUUCCUUCAAACCUCCGAAUUGGCCACACGGGACCUGGUGGAGCUCGUGAGGCGAAACAGGACCCCUCUAGAACUCUGCCUGACCUCCAACCUGAAAGCCAAGACGGUGCCCUCCAAGGCCCAACACCAUUUCGGAUUCUGGUACCGCCUGGGUCAUCCCGUGGUCCUUUGUACGGACGACAAAGGCGUUUUCGCCACCGAGCUGUCCACGGAGUACCAGCUGGUGUCCGAGAUCUUCCAGUUGUCCGACGAGCAAAUCUGGGCGCUCUCCUCCAAGGCCAUCGACCACAUCUUUGCCGGCAGCCACACGAAGAUGAAGCUGAAGGAGCGAUGGCAGGCGCUGAAGCCGCGGCUGCUGAAGGAACUUUGCUGAGAGCACCAGGAUGCCGGCUGUCGCAGGGGUCUCCAACCUUGGCCCACUUUAAGCCUUGGCGGACUUCCAAUUCCCAGAAUUCCCCAGCCGGUGUUGCGCG